CUAUUGCAAUUUUUUCACACUGUAAAGAAAUUUUAUGGUUGACAGUUUCAUCAAGCAUUCAUUCAUCAUCGAGACAAUUUCCAGCAACUUGUCAUACCUUAUAUACAAAGUUUGGUUAAAUUUAGUUAAAAGUGUAUUGAUUAGAUUACGUAACAUUCAUCAUUAAAUGCAAAACAGUUAAUUUUCUUUUGAAAAGAAAUGAUUUUAUAUACCUAUCUUAAUGAUUUAAAUUUCACAAUGUUAACUUUUCUUCCUAAAUUGUAUAUAUCUAUUGAAUCUAUAAAUUUUUGUAAAGAGAAAGUGAACGUAGGAUUUCGUGGAAUCAUUCAACGCCCAUAUAAGCGUCAAUUCCCAAAAACGCAUAAAAUCAAAAAAACAAAAAAAAAAAAAAAAACAAAAAAAAAACAAGCAACAGUGUACGUCACGCCCCAGCAGAGAACAAUUAACUUAUUUACCAGUAACACUCUGCAUUAUCGGGAUUUAAAUGCAUAACACGUCAGCUUUGUAGAUGUUAACAGGUAUUGUGCAGGUAAUCAAUAUGGAAUGAUGUCAAAUAGAUACGCUUUAAUUCAGAAGUAACGGUUUUUCGUUUUGAUAAAUCAAAAAUAAACACGUAUAGAUGUCCUAGUAAAAUAGUCGUAUUGAAUCAAAAUAUAAUUAACUAUUCGAUUAGAUUUAUUGUUUUCUUCACCCUACAACUAUAGUCCUACAGGACAAUUUUUUUGUUUUAUAGAUUUUUUAAAUGGCUGAAGGUUUCUUAUUUACAUUUUUUCAUUUAAUUGGACAGUGUAAAUCGGAGAAAUUCCAUAACGUUCCAUAACGACCAUCCAGAUCAUUGGUGUUCCAACAUUAGUUUUAUGUGGAGAGUGUUGUAGAGCCCAUUAUGACCUCCUUUCUUACAACGAAGAAAAGUGGUGUAGCAACUAUUGUUGCUUUCAGCUAGGAAAAUAUGACUGUUGCAACAACUAUCGAUUACGAGCUCCUUCGAUUUGCGAUUUGGUUUCAAAUAUUUUGACAAGAAUUUGUAUUUGUAUUUGUUUUUUUGUUUUUUUAGUUAUGCAUAUUUAAUGAAUAAAGCCACGCAUUAUCCAGGCACGUUAAAAUCUAACACGGUCCUACCCUCAUUUACCUUCCCGAUCGAUUUAAUCCGGGUGCUAACAUUAUUUUACGUGAUAUUUAUUGAGUAUGACGUGCCUAAAACUCUACCUUAGCUGCCUUCUGGUUCUAGGUGUUCCAACAUUAGUUUUAUGUGGAGAGUGUUGUAGAGCCCAUUUUAGCCUCCUUUCUUACAACAAAGAAAAGUGGUGUAGCAACUAUUGUUGCUUUCAGCUAGGAAAAUAUGACUGUUGCGACAGCUUUCUAUUACAAGCUCCUUCGAUUCAGAGAAGAGACUUCUGUGCAGCUUUUUUUACUAGCAAUGCUUGGGUGCCCGUGUUAAUCAGCAUUGGAGGACUGAUCCUGUUCAUUGGACUGUGUGUCUGUAUCUGUAGACGGUGCUGUGGCAGCAGUCGGUCCACAGGCGGGGUGCUGCACGGAGCCAAUCCAGGUGUCACAGUAGUAAAUUCCAGCACCAUGAUGCAGCAAACCGGGUAUCCAAGCAACUCUAUGCAACAACAGCCCGGAUAUCCUAUGCACCAGCACCCCAGUUAUCCGGCCUAGAUAGUAACUUCAUUCUAUAUUUCAGAGUACUCAACCAUGGAUGACAUUAGACAAUUAAAACUUUGUAUAACAUGCAGUUAUUCAUUGAACUUUUGUUUAACUGAUGAUUAUUUGUAAUUGAGUUAAUUUUUUAAUUUGUUAUUAAUGUUGAUCUUUUUAUUCAUCAAACUAAUACUAUUUAAACUGUUUAUUUGUGGUCUAAAUUAAAAUAUUAAAUUUUUAUCUACUAAUCUUUUUAUUCUGAAGAAAGUUAUUGAUUACGGUUAAAAUGCAGAGCAGCGAGAAUUAGAGAGCGGCCGUAUGUAAAACACCAAUUUAUCCUAAGCCACUGUAUGACGGAGAGAUUUUUGUUUUAUUUAUCUUUAGUCUACCUUUAAAUGAAUGCAAGCAAUAGCCAACUAAAAUUGAUUCAACAAAACAAUUCAGUUGCUUAUGAAAUUUUAAUAUCCGAGAUAUGAAAUAAAAAUAUUGUUAUUGCAUUAUUUUUAACUACAUUUAUGUGAAAUGUAUUGUAAAUAUCGCAUACCAUACUUAAAUAUCAUCUAUUAAAAAUGU
This is a messenger RNA of Magallana angulata, 2214 nucleotides long. RefSeq lists its product as uncharacterized. The transcript has 5 exons. The record is from RefSeq and is a predicted model, not a curated record. NCBI's taxonomy places the organism in Eukaryota, Metazoa, Mollusca, Bivalvia, Ostreida, Ostreidae. The coding region runs from base 1186 to 1659 and encodes 157 amino acids.